AUUUAAAAAUAUUUAUUUCGAUACAAAAAAAUUAUGAAAUAAUUGUUGCAAAUAGUUUUUGGAAAUACAAUAUAGAUCAACCAUUUACAUACAAUCAACAUAUGGUACAAAGAUUAGUUGUGAGACGAGUGCGAGAUAAGUCAUAUUUUUCAAAAUACUUACGAUGGCUGCUUCGAAGAAAUUGCUGAUUGAAAUAGAACGAGGAAUGAAGAAGGUCGCUGAAGGUGUCGAGAUAUUUGAAGAAAUUUGGAAUAAAAUACAUAACUCGAAAAACUUGAAUUUGAAGAAGAAGUACGAAAAUGAUUUGCAAAAAGAAAUCAAAAAAUUGCAACGUUUAAGGGAUCAAAUAAAAGUUUGGCUACAAUUGAGCGAAGUAAAAGAUAAAACCGAGUUAUAUAACAACAAACGUUUAAUAGAAACGCAAAUGGAGCGUUUUAAAAUUAUAGAGAGGGAAACAAAAACAAAGGCUUAUUCCAAGGAAGGUCUUGAUGCUGCUCAAAAAAUGGAUCCCUGUGAUCGUAUUAAAGAUGACAUACGUAAUUGGCUAACCAACGCUAUAUACUCCUUGCAAAUACAAAUCGACUUAUUCGAGAGUGAAAUAGAAUCGCUGAAGAGUUGUCCAACUUCAAAAAAAAAUAAGCGUUUAGAUAAUGAAAAGCAGGAACGGUUAGACAGGUCUACAUUUAGACUAUCACGUCACAACUGGCAUGUCGAACGAUUAGAAACUAUAUUGCGCUUACUGGACAAUGAUACAAUCGGAUAUGAGCCUAUUCAUAAAAUAAGAGAUGAUGUGCAAUACUAUAUUGAUUCGUCACAAGAACCAGAGUUUGCUGAAAAUACAUACUUGUAUGAAGAUAUUUUAAGCACUUUUGAAAACAGCGAUUCCCCACGGUCGACAAGUAGUUCAACAGGAUCUAGUAGUAUAGUAAUAACAUAUAAUGAUCCUGGGUGUAAUGGCGCAGAUGCAUCAUCGUCAAAAGAAAGACAAAAUAAAAUUAAAACUGAACCAUUGGAGUCAAUUGCAGAAAUACCAAGACCUACAACUCUAUCUAAAUCCAAUCCUUUGCGUUCGCAUAAAACGAAAGACGUAUUAGAUGCUGGUAUAUCUGCAGCUUCGCGAGCCAAAACAAUUACUCCAUUCGAUAAUAAUAUAUUUGAUAUUGAUAACAAACUUGACUCUUUAACACCAAAUACGUCAGAAAGAUCAUAUAAAUAUGAAGGUUGGAAUCCUGAAGUGACAUUAAGUAAAAUUAUAAAUAAUGACGAUAUACCUUCAACAUCAAAACAGGCGUUGCAAAGUUUGCGCGAGUUUUAUGCACCAGCAAAUCUAGAUAUCAAAGACCAAAGACCUACAAUCGCAGAGGUAGUUGCUUCAGGUUGUGCCACAAAUUGGUACACUAGCACAGUCUCCAGGUCCACACCUAACUUAGUUGUGGAUAAUCCAGACUCUGAAGCUGAAGCAAAUUUGGAGCUUAAGCCAGUUUCGGUGUCUUCAAAUUUGUCAACAGCUGAACUACUUACGCGCGAAGGCGAAACAGUCUUUUUAAAUUCAAGUAACACAAAUGUUAAAUCCAUUCCAGUUUUUGAGUCUGUAAAUUCUGUUGUAUUACCGAACAGUCCACAUAAAAAAGAAAUAAAUUCAUCGACAUCGCGAAGAUCUAAAAUAAUACUAGUCGAUACUUCCUUCAAGCGAAAGGCGGCAGAACCGAAAUAUACAUCCAUGAAUGUCUGUUCAGGAACUACAUAUGCUUCGGUUGCUUCACAAAAACCAUCAAAUAUGAGGAAUACCAGUAAACCACCAUUGUUGAACUAUAAUUCUCCACAAUUUAAAAAUAUUACCUUAAAGAAAACUGCAGCAGAUGUAAAAGUAUCUAAAACGGAUAUGAAAACGGAACAAAAAAUGUUGUCAACAAAAAAUUCCAAAAUCCAGCCCUUGCCCAGCGAGGUUAAGCUAGAAAUGAAAGAAAAUGCUAAUGAUGUCGAUUCAGAUGAAGAAUAUUUUGUAACCGAUCGUAAAACUCAAGUUGGUCCAUCAGUUCUUGGCGAUCGCAUAUUGAAAAUCAAUGAUCCAGUUAUACCAGCAGGUACUCAGGGCUAUGACGAUAUAACAAAAUGGCAGUUAGAAUUGAUGAAUUCUUCUUAUAAUGAGUUUGUGAAAUUUGACGGUUUCAAUUCACCGCCACCCGAGAAAGCCGAUUAUAUACCAUAUGUUGCGCCUACAACUCCAAAGCAAUAUCCCGGAAAUUGUUUUCAAUUCUGGAACACUACACAGUUUUACGACAGUCUUGAAAUUAAUUCCUUGUUUUUCAUAUUUUACUACACAAAUGGUUCCAUGUCUAAUUAUUUAGCAUCAAAGGCAUUAAAAAAACUUCGUUGGCGCUUCCAUCAAGGUGAACGAGUUUGGCUGAAAAGACGUUCUGAUCCGGUACUUAUAACAAGUGAUUACGAAAGGGGCGAUUAUGUGCAAUUUGACUUUGACAAAUGGAUAGAGGAAAGUAGAGACAAUUUCAUUUUCGAAUACAAAUACCUCGAAGAAAAGUUUUGAGAAUUUGGAUUUGAAAAUUUGCAUUUUUCAAAUUCAAUACUUGCAAUCGAUAAAUUUCAAAUUAAUCUCAUCAAAAUUUUCUCUCAUUAAAUCAUCUACACCAUUGCUAAUAACAACAAUAGCACCACUUGUUGAAAUAACGCACACAAAAUAUAUAAGGUCUUAUAUACUGUUUUUAAAUUGCAGCAACCUGACCUCUUCUGGAAUCCAAACAUAGAAAUAAUUCGCCUCUUUGCUUAUUGGAUGGAUCGCAUAAGCUCCGGAAAAUAAACUUCAAGAAUAUAAAAAAGCUGCAAUAUUCUAAAUUUGAACACCUAUAAAUAUACUAAUUAUAAAAAAAGACUAACUUAAAAAGACAGAGUACGCAUGAAACUGAAGCACUCUUCUCACAUGACAUCAUCUCUAAAUCUUAAAAUAAUAUAUAUUUCAUCUUGUUUUAUAACGUUUUGUAACAAUUCUAAAUUGCUAAUAGCAUUUUUGAAAACUUUGGAUAGUUGUUGAUUAAAAUAUAUUUUUUAACAUCAA
Molecule: messenger RNA, 3070 nt
Organism: Teleopsis dalmanni
Lineage: Eukaryota; Metazoa; Arthropoda; Insecta; Diptera; Diopsidae
Product: CCR4-NOT transcription complex subunit 3-like
Exons: 2
Coding region: 164-2545 (793 amino acids)
Biological process (GO): nuclear-transcribed mRNA poly(A) tail shortening; regulation of DNA-templated transcription
Cellular component (GO): CCR4-NOT core complex; nucleus; P-body
Source: RefSeq, a predicted model, not a curated record